GAAAUCACUUCAAAUUGGCCUAUUUUAGGGGGACAGAGGACCAGCUUUCGUUAUAGCCUAAUAUUUCACAGAAAUAUUUAAAUCCAGACAUCCUCAGCCGCAUGGCACAUUGUGGCACAGGCGUCAUGAUGUCAGCGCUUGAAUUUUGAUAACACAUUUUGCAACUUGCGCGUUCUGUUUUCACUUCAAUUAUGUAAUUACACCGAUAAUCACAGUGAGGGAAUUUAACUGCCUUUAAUUUGUUAUUCAGGUGGAGAUGGAGGGACUGCGGAUGGAGCAGCCAGGCAGUGUUUGUGCUCUGCAGAGACACCAGAAGAGCUGCGAUCUGCAAAUGAAUCCUAAUAAAAUGAGGAUCUGUCGGAUACUUUCCUCUGCGUUUACAAGGAGCAUCAUAAGAAGGUUAUCUGACCUCGGAUUUAUCUGGUUCUUCUUCAUCACGUGACGUUUAAAGUUCUUCGGACCCAGCCCCAGCGUCACCAAUCGGCUCCCCUCUUGGAGAGUGUGGACCAAUCAGCAACAGUCUUUGAUGAAUAUUCAUGAGUCCGAGAUUCAAACCUUUGAGCGAGUUUGGUUGGGUCCACUGCAUCAUUCCUAGGACUUUUCACAGGCACAAACUACAUUUUCUUAUGAAUGGAAAGAGAAAAAAGCAGGUCGGCUUAAAUUGGGACCCAUCCGUCACUGGGAUCAUAGCAAGAAAACAACAAAAGCGACACAAGAGGAACAACCAGAAGAGAUGACAAUGACUACGAUUCCAGAAAGUCUUAAUAACCCUGCCUCGGGAAAAGCCGUUUUUAUGGAGUUUGGACCCCCGAGUCAACAAAUGUCGCCCUCUUCCAUGUCUCAUGGACACUAUCCCAUGCACUGUUUACAUUCUACAGGUCAUACACAGCACGACAGCUACAGUCCAGCCUCAUCUUUUCCCAGAUCUUUGGGUUAUCCAUACGUAAACUCCGUCGGUAGUCAUUCCACCAGUCCAUAUCUCAGCACAGUACAGACUUAUCAAAGCAGUUCGGGACUCACACAGACGCGUUUGGAAGACCCAGCGCCAGAAACUGAGAAAAACACGGUGGUCGAAGGCGGAGAGGUGCGAUUCAACGGAAAAGGGAAAAAGAUUAGAAAACCAAGGACUAUAUAUUCCAGUUUACAGCUUCAAGCUCUGAACAGAAGAUUUCAACAAACUCAAUAUUUGGCGUUACCAGAAAGAGCUGAGCUCGCAGCGUCGCUGGGUCUCACUCAGACACAGGUAAAAAUUUGGUUUCAGAAUAAACGGUCCAAAUUUAAGAAACUAAUGAAACAAGGCGGCAGUACAAUUGACACCAACGUUUUAACCACUGGCCGUGGACUUUCGAGCGCUUCUCCCUCGGUGGCACCUGUCUGGACAUCUCCGACCACCGUGAAAACUUCAGUGGGAACAAGCGGAUCUUACAUUCCUAGCUACACCUCAUGGUAUCCCACCACACACCAAGAGUCUAUGCAACAGUCACAGCUCAUGUGAACAGACACUUCAGGGUGAAAAUGGUGAAAGGCCCAGCAGCCGCUUAGCGCGGCUCAGCGCUGAUGAUGCACAACAAUGAUCCCGGAGAUUGUUGCCGCAUCCCACAAGCUGACACGAAGGCCUCUCCAUACCAGAUGAUGGCCGGUAGACAAGAAGGAGACGAAGAAGCGGGGGAAGAAGAGGGAGGGAUUCAAAAAGGCGCACAAUGCGCCGAGGGCAAGUCCGUGACAGCGGAAAUCAAAUAGACAAAAGCUGUUGGUCACUUUUAUGUCAGUCAAUUUUUUUUAAAUCUUAUCUUAUCUUUUUUUCUUUCUUUUUUUGAAUUUGUGUGAAUUUCUGUUGUUGAACUGUAGGCUACAUGUUGAUGAGAAAGCACGUGUAUGUUUACGCCAGAUGUUGGGCCAGAGAUGACGGUGACCUAAAAUCGAUCAUUAACAGUUAAAGGCCAAUUAGGCCACAUCAGUGUGUUUUUAACCAAAUAAUUGAUUACAAAUUCCACCAGUAACCAUCCGGCCAUCACGCCUACAGCAUAUUCAACCUAAGUGAAUAUACUGUGCAAAAGCCUCAAGUCGCUUCUACGUUGUUUAUGUGUUUGUUAUUUAAGUUAAAUUAUUCAGACCAGCUUUAAGGCCAGUCUGUGUUCUUUUGUAAACGUGUUGGAAACAACAUUGUGUUAAUGCUGCACUAACGCAAGCAAAGUUUUUCUAUGCCGUGCCCCGAUGUUAUGUGAAAAAAUGUAAAAGGCUAGACGAUUUGCUGCUUUGGAAAAAAAAAUAUUCAGAGGGUGAGCAACUCAUUUGUCACUGUAUUUUGUACAUAAUUUUCGGAGUUGUUUUGUGUUGUACUGGAUACGCUGUGAAACAGGGUUUAGGCUUUGUGUACUCGUCGAAAUGUGUUUAGUCAUCAUAGAAAAUAUUUAGUUUUGUAUUGAUCACCUUAAUUUAUUGAUCUGUUUCUGGAGUUUAUGUACAUAAAGUGCAAAGUUUCAAUAACAGUAAAAUAUGAUUUAAAUUA
Molecule: messenger RNA, 2509 nt
Organism: Melanotaenia boesemani (Boeseman's rainbowfish)
Lineage: Eukaryota; Metazoa; Chordata; Actinopteri; Atheriniformes; Melanotaeniidae
Gene: dlx1a
Product: distal-less homeobox 1a
Exons: 4
Coding region: 734-1495 (253 amino acids)
Biological process (GO): cell differentiation; negative regulation of transcription by RNA polymerase II; embryo development
Molecular function (GO): DNA-binding transcription factor activity, RNA polymerase II-specific; RNA polymerase II cis-regulatory region sequence-specific DNA binding
Source: RefSeq, a predicted model, not a curated record